ACACUGUAUCCAAUCCAAACACAAUGGUGACCAUCUUUGAGGAUAAGUGGGUUGAGAAGAAUGACACUGAAAAUAGGAUGCGGUUUCCUAAUAACGCCAACAUAGUAGAUCUUCCAUUUACUUGCAGCAACAACGGCCAGUCAGGAAUGUUACCCGUUCUAGACGAGAAGGGUUUUCAGUGGACGCUUACCUGCAGAAAUCAGAACGGAACGAUAUAUUUCACUGAUGGUUGGAAGGAGUUCAGAAAAGAGAAACGCAUUAGAGUUGGUCACAGGGUGACCCUUUACAAAGACGAUUAUUCCUUCGGCUCUGGAGCACAGUACAAGAUUAUAGUGAUGGAAAACUGAGCAAAAGGGAUUGAUUGUUGGAUUUAAUUUAAUUAGAUGAAACAUUUUUAAUUCCCCUCUUCAUGUACCUCAAACACCAGCCGUCGGUCGAAAUCAGAGAAAUCCGAUAGCUGGCUGGUUGGGAAGAAUGUCGGGACGGGUGCCGGUCCGAUUAGAUUUGUAUUUUGUUUAGUUAGAGUAGCCAUUUUACAGCGACCAACCAUUUUUUAUAGCUUGCAGGUUUCUAGUUAACUCGUUUUCGUCCUUCUUUAUUUAUUUAUUUUUUUCCUCUUCCUUGGGGUUUCAGUUAAAAAAUUUGCAGUUCAAAC
Molecule: messenger RNA, 655 nt
Organism: Rubroshorea leprosula
Lineage: Eukaryota; Viridiplantae; Streptophyta; Magnoliopsida; Malvales; Dipterocarpaceae
Source: the annotation of a GenBank genome assembly